Messenger RNA from Candida tropicalis MYA-3404, 618 nucleotides. RefSeq names its product Rab family GTPase (gene VPS21). Gene Ontology annotation, molecular function: GTPase activity; GTP binding. Lineage: Eukaryota; Fungi; Ascomycota; Pichiomycetes; Serinales; Debaryomycetaceae. The record is from RefSeq and is a predicted model, not a curated record. The transcript has a single exon. The coding region runs from base 1 to 618 and encodes 205 amino acids.
AUGAGUCAACAUCCAACACCUGCUACCUCGGUUAAGUUAGUUUUAUUAGGAGAAGCUGCUGUAGGGAAAUCGUCGUUAGUUUUGCGAUUUGUCUCCAACGAGUUCCAAGAGAAUAAGGAACCAACUAUAGGAGCAGCAUUUUUAACACAGAAGUGUACUGUGGGAGACCGUACUAUUAAAUAUGAAAUCUGGGAUACAGCUGGACAAGAGAGAUUUGCAUCAUUGGCUCCCAUGUACUAUAGAAACGCACAGGCUGCCGUUGUUGUUUAUGAUAUAACCAAACCUUCGUCUUUUAUAAGAGCCAGACAUUGGAUAAAGGAAUUAAAGGAUCAAUCACCGGAAGGUAUUGUAAUUGCGUUGGUCGGUAAUAAAUUGGAUUUAGAGGAUGAGAGAAAGGUGGAGGCUAGUGAAGUAGAAGAAGAAGCAAAUUCACAAGGGUUGAUGUUUUUCCAAACAUCUGCCAAAACAGGAGAAGGUGUGUUAGAGGUUUUUGAAGGUAUCGGCAAGAAUAUCAAGAUCGGCGAUACAUCACAAGCAACUUCAAACAACAAUGGUAUAAAUAGAAUAGAUUUGAAUGCUGAAGCUCCAGCAAAUACCAAUACUGGCUGUUGUAGUUAA